Messenger RNA from Entrophospora sp. SA101, 873 nucleotides. The record is from the annotation of a GenBank genome assembly. NCBI's taxonomy places the organism in Eukaryota, Fungi, Glomeromycota, Glomeromycetes, Entrophosporales, Entrophosporaceae.
AUGGCCUCACUCAUUUCGUCAAGUUUGUUACAAAGAAGACUUUUAUCAACUUCAAAAUUUGCCAGAGGAUUUGCUUCCCCUUCAAGUUCAAAUCCUAUCAAGGUUCCAUUAAUUCUUUAUGGUAUUGAUGGAAGAUAUGCUACGGCUUUAUAUACAGCAGCAUUAAAAAAAAACCAUCUUAAUGAUGUUGAAAAAGAGCUUCAUCAUAUUAAGGAUUUAAUUGAGAAAGAUCAAAAUAUUAAUAAUUUUUUGGGGGAUCCAUCUUUGAGUAAAAAUAAAAAAGAACAAGGAAUCCAAAAGGUUUUAAGUCACCAGAAAUAUUCUGAUGUUACAAUAAAUUUUUUUAAAGUUUUAGCAGAAAAUAAUAGGCUCAAUGAAACAUCCAAAAUUAUCGAAGCAUUUAAUUUAAUAAUGACUGCUCAUAGAGGAGAGGUUCCUGUUAAUAUAAUUACUGCAAAAGAAAUUGAAUCCAAAAUUUUAAAUCAAUUAAAAACUCAACUUGCUAAAAGUAAAUUUGUUAAUCCCAAUCAAAAAUUAAUCGUUAAAAAUAAAGUUAACCCUUCAAUUCUUGGUGGUUUGAUUAUUGAAUUUGGAGAUGAUAAAACAAUUGAUUUAUCAGUUGCAUCAAAAUUUUCAAAAUUAAACAAAAUAUUAACUGGAACAGGAGGAGCUCUUAAAAUUAGAGGAGUGUUUUUAUCUAGAUAUUAUCCAUAUGCUAAAAAAAUCUAUUCACCUAAACCAACAUGGGGCAAUCAUAAUGCUGUAUUUAAAGAUUACAGUUUAGAAAUAGAUUCAUACAGAUAUUAUGAUAAAACCAAUGGAUUUAAUUUUAAUGGAUUGCUAGGAGUAGAUCCAACCCAACAACAAUGGUAA